Messenger RNA from Rhododendron vialii, 2080 nucleotides. Its product is annotated as vegetative cell wall protein gp1. Lineage: Eukaryota; Viridiplantae; Streptophyta; Magnoliopsida; Ericales; Ericaceae. The transcript has 2 exons. Bases 96 to 1808 code for a protein of 570 amino acids. The record is from RefSeq and is a predicted model, not a curated record.
GCACACAUGUUUAGAUAGUUACAAUUUACCGUACUAUAUAUAUGAAGAACUUGCAUGCUUGACAUCCUCAUGAGAUUAAGAGUUCUUCGGAAGGGAUGGGAAAUUUCAGAAUGCCUUGGCUCCUGACCAUAAUUGUUCUCAUUUUCACAUUUCACAAUUUCUCAGAGGCUAAGCAUAAUAAUAAUCACCCCUCGGCAGUUGUUGUCGGCACUGUUUACUGCGACACUUGCUUCCAACAAGAUUUCCCCAAAACCAGCCACUUCAUUUCAGGAGCCUUGGUUGCAGUAGAAUGUGGAGGAACAAGUUCAAAUCCCACUUUCCAUGAGGAAGUGAAAACAAAUGAACAUGGAGAAUUCAGAGUCCAUCUACCUUUCUCGGUAUCCAAACAUGUCAAGAAAAUCAAGCGAUGUUCAGUGAAGCUAAUCAGCAGCAGCGAGCCGUAUUGUUCCAUAGCCUCAACGGCAACAACUUCAUCUUCACUCCAUCUGAAAUCAAGAACCAAAGGAACUCACAUUUUCUCGGCUGGUUUUUUCACAUUCAAGCCUCUAAAACAGCCAACACUGUGUAACCAAAAACCAAGUACUCACAAUUCCAAGGAAUUCAAUUCCGGGGAAUUCUCAACUCCAGGUCCUGGAAUUCCAAAUUUCAAACCAGCUACUAAAGACCCUUCGGAAAUAUCUGAAGUGUCAAAUGGAACUGUAGCCUCACAAAUCUGUUUCCCUCCAAUACCACGAAUUCCAGGACUGCCACCAUUUCCAUUUCAGCCACCACAUUCACUAAUACCUCCUAACCCUUUGCAGCCACCGCCUUCACAAAUCUGUUUCCCUCCAAUACCACGAAUUCCAGGACUGCCACCAUUUCCAUUUCAGCCACCACCUUCACUAAUACCUCCUAACCCUUUGCAGCCACAGCCUCCACAUAUUUGUUUCCCACCAAUACCACGAAUUCCAGGACUGCCACCAUUUCCAUUUCAGCCACCACCUUCCAUGCUGCCUCCUAACCCUCUGCAACCGCCGCCUUCAGUAAUACCUCCUAACCCUUUGCAGCCUCCUAACCCAUUGCAACCUCCGUCUUCACUAAUACCUCCUAACCCUUUGCAGCCACCGCCUUCAGUAAUACCUCCUAACCCUUUGCAGCCUCCUAACCCAUUGCAACCUCCGCCUUCACUAAUACCUCCUAACCCCUUGCAGCCACCGCCUUCAAUAGUACCUCCUAACCCUUUGCAGCCUCCUAACCCAUUGCAACCUCCGCCUUCACUAAUACCUCCUAACCCUUUGCAGCCACCGCCUUCACUAAUACCUCCUAACCCUUUGCAGCCACCACCUUCAAUAGUACCUCCUAACCCUUUGCAGCCUCCUAACCCAUUUCAACCUCCUCCUUCAUUAAUACCUCCUAACCCUUUGCAGCCACCGCCUUCACUAAUACCUCCUAACCCUUUGCAGCCACCGCCUUCAAUAGUAUCUCCUAUCCCUUUGCAGCCUCCUAACCCAUUGCAACCUCCUCCUUCACUAAUACCUCCUAACCCUUUGCAGCCACCGCCUUCAAUAGUAUCUCCUAACCCUUUGCAGCCUCCUAACCCAUUGCAACCUCCUCCUUCACUAAUACCUCCUAACCCUUUGCAGCCACCGCCUUCACUAAUACCUCCUAACCCUUUGCAGCCACCGCCUUCAAUAGUCCCUACGAACCCAUUUAGCCACCCCCUUCACUGCCAUCGAUAUUUCCUCCGAACCCCUACCCACCAGUGCCAGGGUCCACCAUCCCCUAGCAUUCCACCACCCUCUCCUUUAACGAAAACCUAUCUUGAUUAAAAUAGAGUCUGUCUGACUAUAAUUUCCUAAUAAUAAGCCUUCGUUUUGUUUGUUUUAGAUUUCGUCCUUUGGGUUGCGAUAAAAUGUCCUUGGGACUUUUUAGGAAUAGAUAGUUCUAUGUAUUGGAUGUUUAUGAUUCGUAUGCAGCAUAUUUGUACAAGUGAAUAAAGAUGAACUGGUUCACUUUUAAGACUUAUGGGCUUCUAAUAAAACAUCAAUGAGUAAUCACUUCCACAACAUGGCAUUGAUGCGAACUGGACCUAGUCCAACUU